UGGCGUCGUUGUAUUCAAGUUUAAUCAAAAUGGCGGCAAUGAGUGUCGAGCAAAGUCAUCAAUUUCAUUCGAGCUUUCCUACAAUGAGUGAUCAAUAUAUUCCCGAAUGGAUGUCCCAGCACAUGACUGGUACUUCAAUUAUGGCAGUGGAGUUUGAAGGCGGAGUUGUUAUCGGAGCCGAUUCAAGAAGUACUACAGGAGUGUACGUAGCUAACCGUGUCUCAGACAAACUGUCUCGCGUCACCGACUACAUCUAUUGCUGUCGUUCGGGUGCUUCUGCCGACACCGAAGCCAUUACCGAUAUUGUUAGAUACCAAGUUGCUCUUCAUGAACUAGAAGUUGACGAGCAGUGUUUGGUAAAGACCGCCGCCAAUAUUUUUAAAGGAAUUUGCUAUAAUUAUCGUGAACAAGUUCUCGCCGCUAUUAUUUGUGCAGGAUGGGAUAGAAGAAAUGGUGGACAGGUGUAUUUAAUUCCUCUGGGCGGAAUGAUGGUAAGACAACCUUGUGCCAUCGGAGGAUCGGGAAGCUCUUACAUUUACGGGUUCGUGGAUGCUAAUUAUAGACCCAAUAUGGACAAAGAAGAAUGCGUACAGUUUGUUACUAGAGCUUUGGCACUUGCCAUGGCUCGCGAUGGAUCCAGCGGUGGCGUUAUACGAUUGGGGAUCAUAACGGAAAAUGGGAUGGAAAGACGAUUAGUUGACGAUCCACCUAAAUUUUGGGAAGGUUAAUACAUGUAUACACUAAUGUAUGACUUUAAAAAGGUUUUUUCUAAGUUGAAAUUAUUUUGAUUUAACUUUUAAUAAUAAAGCACCAACUUUCAGUUUAAA
Molecule: messenger RNA, 827 nt
Organism: Centruroides sculpturatus (bark scorpion)
Lineage: Eukaryota; Metazoa; Arthropoda; Arachnida; Scorpiones; Buthidae
Gene: Prosbeta1
Product: proteasome subunit beta type-6-like
Exons: 6
Coding region: 30-728 (232 amino acids)
Cellular component (GO): proteasome core complex
Molecular function (GO): threonine-type endopeptidase activity
Source: RefSeq, a predicted model, not a curated record